This is a messenger RNA of Onychostoma macrolepis, 4334 nucleotides long. Its product is annotated as NACHT, LRR and PYD domains-containing protein 12-like. Lineage: Eukaryota; Metazoa; Chordata; Actinopteri; Cypriniformes; Cyprinidae. The record is from RefSeq and is a predicted model, not a curated record. Gene Ontology annotation, molecular function: protein binding. The transcript is spliced from 14 exons.
AUGAUCGCUGAGAUCUUUAAGAAGGAAAAUAACAAGAACAAGGAGGAGCUUCAGUUUUUCUUUGAUAAGCCAGAUGAAAAUAUCACAUUGCAGAAGCUACUGCAGAAGGCUGUUGGUAAAGCCAUGGAGAGUCAGAAAGGACAUCUGGACCUGUUCCUGCGGUUUCUGAUGGGCAUUACACUGAAAUCUAGUCAAAACCUGCUCACAGGCCUGAUCACACAUACUGAAGACACUACACUCAAGGAUCAUUCAUUAUAUGAGGAAAUCCAGAGAUACCUCAUUUCAGAUGAACAUCCAGGAAGAAAACUCUCAUCUUCAAUGUGCACCGUGCUGACCUACGUACUGCUGAUGUCAGAGAAGGUGCUGGAUGAGUUCAACCCAAAGAGAUAUACGUCAUCACAAUCAGGCUUUACAAGACUGGUUCCAGCUGUGAGAUGCUGCAGAAAAGCCCUAUUUGACGGCUGUGGUCUUGAUGAGAAAUGCUGUGAAACUGUAUCUUCAGCUCUCCAAUCAUCAGACUCUCAUCUGACAGAGCUGGACCUGGGUAGCAAUCACCUGCAGGAUUCAGUGAAGCUGCUGUAUGAUGGACUGAAGAGUUCACACUGUCAGCUGAACACACUGAGGCUGUAUGGCUGUAAUCUCACUGCUCAGUCUUGUGAGAGUUUGUCAUCAGCUCUACAAUCCUCAAACUCCCGUCUGACAGAGCUGGACCUGAUUCAUGAGGAGAAUAACAGGGAGGUCUGUGAGAGACCUCUGAAUCUCACAGUUCAUUUAUGGUCAUAUUGUUCUUACGCAGACAUACUGUACAGAAUUUUAUUUCACGUAUCUGUAUAUUUUGUCACACAUUUUUUACUUCUGUCCUUUUUCUCUCUCUUCACAGAAAUUUCAGAGACGGCAGAGAAACACACCGAAAAACAAGCAGAUUUGAUUCUGAAAGAAUUCUUGGAAACUCUCAAAUCCAACAUGAAGAAGAAAGCAGAAGGUAUUUUUGAGGGCACAGAAGAAAAUGAAGCACAUCUCCAGGCUGUUUACACAGAGCUCUUCAUCACAGAGGGAGAUAUGAAGGAGGUUCAUCAGGAACAUGAGAUUCUGAAGAUUGAUGAUGCUUUCAAGAAGAACAAAAAAACACAGGACAAACCAAUCAAAUGCAAUGAUAUAUUUACAUUAUUAAGGGAAAACAAUGAGAAGAAGAUUGUGCUGACCAAGGGAGUCGCUGGCAUUGGAAAAACUGUCUCUGUGCACAAAUUCAUCCUGGACUGGGCAGAAGGAAAAGCCAAUCAGGAUAUACACUGUGUGUUCCUGCUUCCAUUCAGAGAGAUUAACUGCAUUAAAGACAGAGAGUUCAAUCUCCAUGAGUUUCUGCGGAAAUUUUAUCCUCAAUUGAAGAACAUGGAAAAAUCAAAGUUAUAUGAGAAAUGUAAACUUGCCUUUAUAUUUGAUGGACUUGAUGAGAGUCGCCUGCCUUUGGAAUUUGAAAGCGAAAUAGUGAACGAUGUUGAGGAAAAAUCAUCUGUAGAUGUGCUGUUCACAAAUCUGGUCAAAGGGAGUCUGCUUCCAUCAGCUCUGGUCUGGGUGACAUCACGACCAGCAGCAGCCAAUCAGAUCCCUCCUCGGUAUGUAGGUUUGUUCACUGAGGUGCGAGGAUUCACUGACCAACAGAAGGAGGAGUACUUCAGAAAGAGAAUCACAGAUGAGACUCAGGCCUCCAGAAUCAUCAAACACAUUAAGACGUCUCGUAGUCUCUACAUCAUGUGCCACAUCCCUGUGUUCUGCUGGAUCACAGCAACAGUACUUCAGGAUCUUCUCAUCAACAACAGUGAAGAGAACAUCAGCACAACACUCACUGAAAUGUACAUCCACUUCCUGCUGAUACAGAUGAAUAUUAAGAACCACAAAUAUGACAAAAAGACAGAAAGAGAAUCUACAAAGAACUUAGAUUCAAAUAGAGAAAUUAUUUCAAAGUUAGCCAAGCUAGCGUUUGAACAGCUGAAGCAGGAAAACGUUGUGUUCUAUGAGGAAGAUCUGAAAGCGUGUGAUAUUGAUGUGAGUAAAGACACUGAGUUCACAGGAAUGAUAGCUGAGAUCUUUAAGAAGGAAAAUGUAUUUCAUUACAAGAAGGUUUUCAGCUUUGUACAUCUGAGUGUUCAAGAGUUUCUCGCUGCAGUGCAUGUGUUCCUCUGUUACCUGAACAAGAACAAGAACAAGGAGGAGCUUCAGUUUUUCUUUGGGCCAUAAGAAAAUAUCACAUUGCAGGAGCUACUGCAGAAGGCUGUUGAUAAAGCCAUGGAGAGUCAGAAAGGACAUCUGGACCUGUUCCUGCGGUUUCUGAUGGGCAUUACACUGAAUUCCAGUCAAAACCUGCUCAAAGGCCUGAUCAUACACACUGAAGACACCACAGUGUGCAUCCGACAAACAACUGAACACAUUAAACGUGUACAAAACCAGAAUGGCUCAGAUGAAGCUUCAGUCAACCUAUUCUACUGCUUACUUGAGCUCAAGGAUCAUUCAUUAUAUGAGGAAAUCCUGAGAUACCUCAUUUCAGAUGAACAUCCAGGAAGAAAACUCUCAUCUUCAAUGUGCAACGUGCUGACCUACAUACUGCUGAUGUCAGAGAAGGUUCUGGAUGAGUUCAACCCAAAGAGGUUAACUUCAGAACAAGCAGGCUUUACAAGACUGGUUCCAGCUGUGAGAUGCUGCAGAAAAGCCUUAUUUGACGGCUGUGGUUUUGAUGGAACUUGCUGUGAAACUGUAUCUUUAGCUCUCCAAUCAUCAAACUCUCAUCUGACAGAGCUGGACCUGGGUAGCAAUCACCUGCAGGAUUCAGUGAAGCUGCUGUAUGAUGGUCUGAAGAGUUCACACUGUCAGCUGAACAGACUGAGGCUGUAUGGCUGUAAUCUCACGUCUCAGUCUUGUGAGAGUUUGUCAUCAGCUCUACAAUCCUCAAACUCCCAUCUGACAGAGCUGGACCUGAGUAACAAUGACCUGCAGGAUUCAGGAGUGAAGCAGCUUUCUGACGGACUGAAGAGUCCAAGCUGUCAGCUGGAGAUCCUGAGGUUUUCCAUAUGUAAUCUCACUUCUCAGUCUUGUGAGAGUUUGUCAUCAGCUCUACAAUCCUCAAACUCCCGUCUGAGAGAGCUGGACCUGAGUAGCAAUGACCUGCAGGAUUCAGGAGUGAAGCUGCUUUCUGAUGGACUGAAGAGUCCAAGCUGUCAGCUGGAGAUCCUGAGGUUAUCUGGCUGUAUGGUGACAGAGGAAGGCUGUGGUUAUCUGUCUUCAGCUCUGAGUUCAAAACCCUCACACCUGAGAGAGCUGGAUCUGAGCUACAAUCACCCAGGAGAUUCAGGAGUCAAGCUGCUCUCUGAAAAACUCAAGAAUCUGGACAAACUCAAUGUGGAUCAUGGAGGAGAAUCCAGAAUUACAGCAGGACUACACAAAUAUUCCCAUCAGUUCACUCUGGAUCUGAACACAGUGAAUAAACGCCUCCGUCUGUCUGAGAACAACAGAGAGAUUACAUUCACUAACACAGAUCUGCAGUAUCCUGAUCAUCCAGACAGAUUUGAUGUGUCUCAGGUGUUGUGUAGAGAGAGUGUGUGUGGACGCUGUUACUGGGAGAUCAAGUGGAGCAGAGAUUAUGUGUGUGUAUCAGUGUCAUAUAAGAGCAUCAGGAGGAAGGGAGGAGGUGUCGAGUGUGUGUUUGGAGGUAAUGAUCAGUCCUGGAGUCUGUACUGCUCUCCUGACAGUUACUCAUUCAGACACAAUAACAUAUGGACUCCUCUCCCUGUGAAGCCCAUCAGCAGCAGAACAGGAGUGUGUGAUGAUGAUGAGGAUGAUGAUGAUGAUAUCUAUAGAACAGGAGUGUAUGUGGAUCACGGCGCAGGAACUCUGUCCUUCUACAGCAUCUACAGAAACACAAUGAGACACAUCCACACACUCCAGACCACAUUCACUCAGCCGCUCUAUCCUGGGUUUAAUGUUAGUCCUCGAUCAUCAGUGAAACUGUGUUGAUGAAUCAGAAGAGACUGAUGAGAGAUUCUACCCAUAAUGCUUUGAGCUGCGUGAUGAAUCACUAACAGAUGUUACAGAGUCUCUUCAUCACAUUAAUAUGAACAUCAAUCAGAAUAAAUGUGUGUCAGAAAUCCUCACAGAGAGUCAGAUCAGUCAUUUAUUCAGAAAAUAUUCAUGUUAUCAUUCGUCUCAUUUUUCUGGAUUGUUUUUGUGCACAAAUAAUAAAACACAACGACAGAUCAUCUUGAGAUCAGAUUGUAAUUGAUGAAUAUGUAAUAUGUAAUCUCUAUUUCUAGUUUCUCACUGUAAAGAUGCUUUGAAUAAAAUAA